Ogataea philodendri is the source of this 1905-nucleotide messenger RNA. RefSeq lists its product as uncharacterized. Gene Ontology annotation, molecular function: cation binding; peptidyl-tRNA hydrolase activity; protein serine/threonine phosphatase activity. The transcript has 2 exons. NCBI's taxonomy places the organism in Eukaryota, Fungi, Ascomycota, Pichiomycetes, Pichiales, Pichiaceae. Gene Ontology annotation, biological process: protein dephosphorylation. The coding region runs from base 1 to 1905 and encodes 634 amino acids. The record is from RefSeq and is a predicted model, not a curated record.
AUGCCUCAACUGAUUCCAUAUCUGACGAUCGCGACGGUUUCGCUUGUUGCCGGGUGUUGCAUUGGAGCGCUGCUUGUUCCUGUAGUGGGACCUUCGCCCGUGACGUCGCCGUUCCAGUCGCUGCUGACGACGGCGAGCAGAUCGCAGACCCCGUCCUCUGAAGGGUAUUUGAGCGACGACGAGGACGAGGAAGAGGAGAUGGCCAUUGACUCGAGCUCGUUGAACGAGAUUCCGGGCGAGUGUCGGAUGGCCCUGGUGGUGCGGACGGAUCUGGCGAUGCAGAAGGGCAAGGUUGCGGCCCAAUGUGCGCACGCGGCCGUUGCAUGUUACCGGCUGAUGUCCGAGCCCGGCACAGAGGCCCAGAAUCUGCCGCUGUUGCAACGGUGGAAGAACCGCGGACAGGCCAAGAUCACGCUCAAGUGUUCUGGCAUGGACGAGAUGGACACGCUGUUUGCCAAGGCGCUGAGCCUGAACGUCAACGCAUACAUCGUGCACGAUGCUGGGCGCACGCAGAUCGAGGCCGGGUCUGCAACGGUUCUUGGGCUGGGCCCGGCCCCGAAACCGGUUCUGGACCUCAUCACGGGAGACCUGAAACUGAGAGAUCGCUUAGCAUUUAUGGGUCAAAUAUUGUCACAACCGGUGACGGAAAAGACGUCUGAGGAAGGCGGGGAUGCGUUCGUUGCAUACGGGUUAUCUUGUAUGCAAGGGUGGCGUAUCUCGAUGGAGGACUCGCACUCCACGAUUCUGAACCUCAACGAUGGGGAGAGCGAGCAGGAGCAGGUUGCGUUUUUCGGCGUGUACGACGGACACGGGGGCGAAAAAGUGGCGCUGUUCACAGGAGACAAGCUGCCUGGCAUUCUGAAGGCCACUAACAGCUACAAGAAGGCGGACUACCCGCAGAGUCUGAAGGAUGGGUUCUUGGCGUGCGAUGUUGCGAUUUUGGACGACGACGAGCUGUCCAAGGAUCCGUCCGGAUGCGCAGCAACAUCGGUGAUUAUUUCCAAAGAUAGAAUAUACUGCGGUAACGCGGGCGACUCCAGAACCGUCAUGAGCGUCAAUGGCCAGUGCAAGCCGCUAUCUUUCGACCACAAGCCAACCAACGAGGGCGAGAAGGCCAGAAUCGUUGCUGCUGGCGGAUACGUCGAUCUGGGACGUGUCAACGGUAACCUGGCCUUAUCUAGAGGCAUUGGUGACUUUGAGUUCAAGCAGUCUCCACAGUUGCCUGCUGAGGAACAAGUGGUGACUGCGUUCCCUGAUGUACUUGUUCACGAGGCCACGAAGGAGGACGAGUUCAUCAUCUUGGCGUGCGACGGUAUCUGGGACUGUUUGACGUCGCAACAGGCCAUUGACUUUGUCAGACGCGGAAUCAAGCUGAAGCAGUCGCUGACAGAGAUUUGCGAGUCGAUGAUGGACACGUGUCUGGCUCCAAGCUCUGGCGGGUCUGGAAUUGGGUGCGAUAAUAUGAGUGUGUGUAUCGUUGCGCUUCUGCACGGCCAGACGCUGGAGGAGUGGUACGCCAAGAUCGGCGAACGCGUGGACGACGUGAGCAAGCUGCUGUCUCCGGACGAGCUCUCGAUGGACCUGUACAAGGUGAACAUCGAGUCGAAAUUUCAAAACAGUCACGACGAGGACCAGCCACGGUCCGGCAACCUGGGAAUGAAGAAUAGAGACAAGAACGACGACGACGACGACGAAGGCGGGUUCGACACCGACCUCAGCGGGUCUCCGAUGCUCAUACAGCAGCUCCUGGCCGCCUCCAACAUAUCGACCAACAACAACAUCAUCUACCUGGACUCGUCAACUUCUUCGAUUUUGCAGUCUCUUGGCGUGAUGGGCGACGAGAUCGAGGUCGACGACGAAGAGGACAGCGACAAGAUGGUGGAGCUUGAGGAGGAAGAGAAAUAA